This is a messenger RNA of Salvelinus namaycush (lake trout), 2463 nucleotides long. RefSeq names its product transmembrane protein 108-like. Gene Ontology annotation, cellular component: postsynaptic density; axon; endosome membrane. The record is from RefSeq and is a predicted model, not a curated record. Gene Ontology annotation, biological process: postsynaptic density organization; retrograde axonal transport; dendrite extension. Lineage: Eukaryota; Metazoa; Chordata; Actinopteri; Salmoniformes; Salmonidae. The transcript has 5 exons. The coding region runs from base 260 to 1789 and encodes 509 amino acids.
AAAGAGGAGAGAGGAAAUGUAGAUGCAUUGGAGAGAAGUUAUUUCCUCGCAAUGCAGGUUAUUGUGUAUCUCCAUAGACCGGCUUGCUAAGGCUACCUCAUGGAAAUACUUGGACUUUUCAGAAGGUUUUGUACUCUAUCUUUACCGGACAUUGGAGUGAGUCAAAGUUUCAGACAUAAAUAGAGAUCAUAUCCAGAUCAAAUCUCUCCAAAAAGAGAACCAUGAGCACUGUGGUAGUGGACUCGGACCACAUGAUACCAUGAAGAGAAGCCUGCAGGUCCUGCGCCGCCAGCUGCUGAGUGUUCUAGCGAUCCUAGCUGUGCCAGUGGGAGUGGUGUUCUCUACCCAGGAGCUGUACCCCAGCUGGACCCCCGAGGACCCUGUCUCCAUGUCAGCGCCCCACAGCAGCCCCCCUAACCCGCUCCUGCCUCUCCCAGACUGGCAGCAGGAGGACUCCAGCAGCGGGGACCCUUGGUCCCCCCAGGGAGGGGCGCUGCCCACAGGCAUCAUCAAGCCCACCACAGCGCUCAGCUCCUGGGGCUGGCAUCUAACCCACCACACCAGCCUGGCACACACUGUGACACCACCCAGUAAAGACAGCCUCAUUCAUGCUGCAGCUACUUUCAGUCCUAACACUGUGAACUCUGUGAGAGUCAACCAAGACCCUGGCCCUAGCUCUGUCAGCCCCAGUCCAGUCAAGCAGGCCCAUUCCCCCAGCUCUGGUGCUCUCAACCCAGGCCACAGCUCCAAUUCUCUCAGUGCAGACCAGGGCCUCUUGCCCAACUCAGUCAAUCAAGCCCAUAGCCCAGAUAAUGCUAAUGUUAACCAGGGCAACAGCCCUCCUAGACCUCCCAGCUCUGCUGGCCAACAGAGUGAGGUAGCUCCAGCUGCAGUGGAGGGGGCUCCAGACUCUGGGUCUGCCCUGGCUCCUUUGCCCAGCCCGCUCACAGAGAGAGAGGAUACUCUGGGCCCGGAGCUUGGUGGUCCCCCGGCCCCCACACACACCCAGGAGCCUCAGGGGGGGAAUGUCAAGGAGCCCAUAGACCCCAGUCAGCAGGACUUCACCACUGAGCUGCAGCCUUCCUCUCUCUCCUCCUCCUCUUCCUCAGAGGAUGCUGCUCUAGAUCAGACCCUCAGGGAGCAUGUUGAAGCCACGCCUGAGCUUUCCCGACCCCACGCCAUCACCCUACGGGAGGUGCACCCACUGGUCAACGAGGACCCCACCCUGGAGCUCAAAACAGAUGGCAAUGUCACUUUUCAUAGCGGCAGUGUGGAGGGCAUCCAUGGCGAGGACCCCUCCUCCCAGUGGAACAGCUCGUCCGCUACGGAGCCCCCCUCCACGGCCAGUGGGAACUUUCUGAACCGACUGGUCCCCGCCACCACUGCAGACCCCUGGGGUCCUGGUAAUGGCUCCGGCCCCGCUCUGGACUCACCGCUGUCCAGCGCCACCAUCUGCCUGAGCAAGAUAGACAUUGUGUGGAUCGUGUUGGCCAUCAGUGUGCCUGUGUCCUCGUGCUCUGUGCUGCUGACCAUGUGCUGUAUGAGGAGGAAGAAGAAGUCUUCAAAUCAGGAGAACAACCUGAGCUACUGGAACAAUGCCAUCACCAUGGACUACUUCAACAGGCACGCUGUGGAGCUGCCCCGGGAAAUCACGUCCCUUGACAAUGCUGAGGAGCAGGAGACGUGUCUACCCCCUAACGGGGACUACAGCGACAGUGGGGUGGUGCUGGUUAACCCUUUCUGCCAGGAGACCUUGUUCAUCAACAGAGAGAAGUCCUGCUACAUCUAGAGAGGAGGGACGCUGGUCUUGUGGCCAUGUCCUGAAACCACCAAUACAAGACUGUCAAAAAUAAAAGUUUGACUUUCAAAAUUAAAGUCCCCCGCCACUGCUUUCUCCCUAUUCUCCCUCCACUGUCAUUUUUAUAUAUGUGGUAAAUCUUCAGAGACUCCCACUUUAUACUGUACAUUAUGAAUAUAUAGACAAUACUAAGAGAAGAGCUAAUAACAGACAGUAUUUACUAUGAGGGUGCGCCCGCAUAUUUUUCUGAUGUACAUUUUCUACAAAUGCUUAAUUGUGAUAAGGGUUUUUAUGUCUUUAUAAACCACUGAGUGUGUGUGAUUUCCAUUUUGUUACAGUGUCUUGAUGGUGAGAACAUUGUGGACGUGGCCACUUGAAUUCUGCUUUAGAGAGAAGAUAUUCUGUAAGAACGUUGUGUUUCAUUUUCUUUUUAAUCAAACCCCAAAUAAUCACUGAAAAUCCUGUUGAACUUGAAUUCUGUACCUACGAGAUUUAGGGCAAUGUUUGUGAGACCAGGUUUUAGUAGAGGCAAUGGAGGUGUUAUAAUUUGAACUGCCUCUGUAGUAUGGGGACUGUCUGUCUGUGUCUCUCUUUGCCUCUCUCUCUCUGCCUCUUUGCCUCUCUCUCUCUCUCUGCCUCUUUGCCUCUCUCUCUCUCUCUGCCUC